AUGUCAUACACUCCAUCAAAUACACCAAUUAGAGCUGCUCCUAUUUCAAGUGACUAUGAACUUAUCGAUGGAGAUCCCUAUUUUUCCAGAGUCAUUCGUUAUUUCCGUCCAUCGGACUAUUUAAAUUGGGGUAUAUCAACAGCUAUUGUUCCCCUUGGAAUAAAUGUAUGGGAAAGAUUAGAGCCAUCUUUGGGUAAAGGUAUGAAACCAUCUCCUAUUGCGGGUACUACAUACCGUGCAGCAACAGCUAUUGGAUUUGUCGGUGGUUUUUUUUUAGCUUAUGUUAAAACAAGCCAACGUUUUCUUGGAUGGAAAGAAAACUCACGAGAAGUUGCAAAGGACAGAUAUGAAGUAAAGAAAUUAUUGAGUCAAGGAAAAUUGCCAUAUCUUGAAAACGAAAGUACAUUGGAUGAUAGGUCUAAGGAUGUCGCUAAUAGAAAUUCACAAUAUAGUAGUUCAUUCUUGUUCAUAUUGCCUUGGUUCAACUUGGCAUAUCAUCCAUAUCAUCAAGUAAAUUUGAAGAAAUAUUAUGUUGAUAGACCUGGUGAGGAAGAAUGGGGAUUUAAACUAAAACCACUCGAUGAGAUUUACACCAUUAAUCAGAAAAAAUCGAUUUAG
Lodderomyces orthopsilosis Co 90-125 is the source of this 618-nucleotide messenger RNA. It is a transcript of the gene NUO1, whose product is annotated as Nuo1p. The transcript has a single exon. The record is from RefSeq and is a predicted model, not a curated record. The coding region runs from base 1 to 618 and encodes 205 amino acids. NCBI's taxonomy places the organism in Eukaryota, Fungi, Ascomycota, Pichiomycetes, Serinales, Debaryomycetaceae.